CAUGUCUAGAAGCUUACUUACCAAGGUCAGAUGGACGCCUUGGAUAACAAGCAGGGUGCUACCAGUCUCGCUGGCACUCUCCAUCCAUAAAUUCAAAUUUACAACUAAUCCUUACUCCACCACUUCUGCAUCUUCAUCAAACUCAUCUCCAGCUGCAAUUUCUGUGGAUGAUAUAUUAUCCAAUAAACUCCCUGUUAAUGAACUACCACCAAGAUAUAUACAAGCAGAACCAAGUCCCGACGACGAAAUCAUCAUCGCAAUGAGUUCUGGAGUGGACUCAUCUGUGGCAGCGGCGUUGUACGCCAAAAAAUAUCGUAAUGUGAGAGGAAUAUACAUGGCAAACUGGUCACAGACGGCUAAGUGCACCGAGAGUGACUGGAACGACGUUCAAAAAGUAUGCAAAUCCUUGAAUAUUCCCUGCGAGAGGGUGAACUUUGAGAAAGAGUAUUGGAGUGAAGUAUUCCAACCUAUGAUCCAAAUGUACGAACAAGGAUUAACUCCCAACCCAGACACUGGUUGCAAUAAAUACGUCAAAUUUGGUAAGAUGAUCGAACACUUGUCAGAGAAGUUCCGUAAUCAAGACAAAAAGUGGUGGUUAGUAACGGGACAUUAUGCUCGAAUUAUGAAAGACCAGAGCACCGGAGAAUUUCAUUUGCUCAGAGGGUAUUCGCAAGGAAAAGACCAGUCCUAUUACUUAUCGAGCAUUCCAAGCGAUAUUCUAGCAAGGGUGUUGAUGCCUAUAGGCCACCACUUGAAGCCUGCUGUACGCCAGAUGGCACAUGACUUAAAUUUACAUGUAUCCAAUAAGCCGGAUUCCCAAGGCUUAUGCUUUGUUUCCCAAGAUCAGAAAAACUUCCGGGAAUUUCUCAAUGAAUACAUCGAACCAAACCCUGGAAAUAUUGUAACAGAGGAUGGCCGGGUCUGGGGCAAACACCAAGGGUUGUGGCAUUGUACCAUCGGCCAAAAAUCAACUGUCUCGAUGCCUCAAGGUGAUCCUAACUACAAGGGAGUAUGGUUUGUUAGUGAAAAAAAUGUGGAAAGAAAUGAAUUGGUGAUUGUAAAGGGAGGAAACAAUCCUAAACUAUUCAACUCCAAAAUCAUGGUCAAGGAUUGGGAGUGGCUCUCAAGACCAUUCGCCUUCAAUGAGGACAAUGAAAUUCUGUUGCAAUACAGAUCGUUGCAAACACCUCUAAAAGUUAAACAAAUUACUUCUAAUUCAACUAAAUCGCUCGUUGUUGAAUUGGAAGAAAGCGCAAGAGCAAUGGCUCCAGGGCAAAACGUUGUAUUAUACAAACACAAUCAAGUUUUGGGCUCAGGAAUAAUAGCCCGAACAUUACUGUAA
This is a messenger RNA of Suhomyces tanzawaensis NRRL Y-17324, 1342 nucleotides long. RefSeq names its product tRNA-5-taurinomethyluridine 2-sulfurtransferase. Gene Ontology annotation, molecular function: sulfurtransferase activity. Gene Ontology annotation, cellular component: mitochondrion. NCBI's taxonomy places the organism in Eukaryota, Fungi, Ascomycota, Pichiomycetes, Serinales, Debaryomycetaceae. Gene Ontology annotation, biological process: tRNA wobble position uridine thiolation. The record is from RefSeq and is a predicted model, not a curated record. The annotation marks the transcript as partial. The transcript has a single exon.